GCCGCUCGGGCACUACGCGCAAGGAAAAACCAACCACGACACCCUGCCACAGCUCUCCAUCACUACCAGUGUCUUGCGUGAAACGGAACAGUUUAGAAUCGGCCAGCAUUUCAAAAACGAAACGUUAAAAUUCAAAAGUUUUAAGAACAAAUUACAAUUCGAACACGGAUCGUUAAAAUUCAAAAGUUAGAACUAUAGAGCAUUCAAAAUAAGGUGUAAACUUUUUUUGUGUUUGGGGUGUCGUAGGUGGCCAGUGUGAGUGACGGUGUGUGAAGUGGCAUGGGGUAGCGAUGGGGGCUGGACACAGCGCGGAAGGAGAGGGCGCCGCGUACGCAAGCGACCCGCCAUCUCAUGACCGCCGUAAAACGAACAGUAGGAGAAGAAGACACUCGGUGGACUCGGUCGCGUCGUAUUCUAGCCAGAAUCACGUUGACCGUAUAAGAACACAGAAUUUCUCAGCGGCUUCUUGUCAAGACGACAACGACUUCGGCUCGAUAAAGACAAGUCUCUUCAGAAGGUCAUCAUCGAACUUGGAGUACCCGUACAAACGGCCAGAGAGCGUCACAUCCAACACCAGCUCCACAAGAAGCCGCCUUCGAGAAUUUGUUGAAAGGAAAUCGAGUCAGGACGAGCACAAGUCCGCCGCGAACACCGUCGGUGACAUCCAAUACUUUGAGAACCCUACGGAGACGCUAGAGUUCGACAGACCGCGGAAUUCUCUAGAAUCUAAGAAGAGCCAAGAAGAACGACCUAAAAAGAGAAAACUGUCCAAGAGCAAAGAUAAAGACAAAGAUACAUGUGAGAGUAAGAACAAGAAGCACGAAAAGUAUCAAAGCAAAUUAGCUGAAUAUUAUAAGCUUCCUGUGCAACUUCCACAAGACGAGUUUUAUCAACAUUUAACAAGGUCUAAAGCAGCAGAGGAACUGCUGCAGAAAAGAUUCUCGAAUUCCGACACAGAGUUCAGUGGUAGCUACGGAAGGUUAUGCAAGCAUAAGGAGCCAGAAGGAUCGAAUUUAAGGCGCAGUAGAAGUUUAGCGGUGAUCAGAGAAGAGACUUUUACUGAUCUUCAGAUUCAGAACCACGCCAAGAGCAAAAGAUCCCAGCUCAUACCUCGCGCCCGCCUUUUUGACAAACCUUGCUUCAAAGACAGGUUACCCGGACGUGCAAAAUAUCAAACAAAAGAAGAAGUUUUAGAAAGUAUUUACAUUGACAGUACUGCUUCCUGUUUCGGUGAUAUCAAUGAACAAAGAGAAAACGAAACGCAACUAGACCCACCAAAUAAUAAGUCGGAAAAGGAAGACACAGUAUCCAAGACCGGAAGUCAUCACACCAGAUCAGUGAGCGGAAGUUGGCCGAAUCUUAACGAAGAAACUAAACCUACGAACCUCUCCGAAGAUAGUAUUGGGCACUCGCGGAACCCAAGCGAAAUCGAUAGUCUUGACUCAAAUUACGUAAGAAAGCAUUACAAUUUUGAAGCACAUAGAAAAAAUUAUAAAGAUAACUCUUCACCAGAAACAGAUCGAUCCGUAGCGUCACCGAGUCACAGCAAAGAACUAUACGUAACUACAGACGAUCACGAUACAGAUAACGAAGACAGAGACAGAUCUAAAAAUAAUACGCCAAAAUCCUUUACUAACGAUAGCCUGUCUACAACACACAGCGAAAAAGGUAAACAAGAAACAUCACAGCGCGAAAAAAGUCGUAGCAGAAAUUCUUAUUCAAAUGUAUCUGUAAAAAAUAUACAAGAAGAAAUUCAAGAAAACACUUCGGCUGAAGAAUCUAAAACUAUUUUAAAGGAAGACUACGAGCAAUCACUGGCAUCCGAUAACGACGAAACUUUAUCCAGUCCACCUGAUAGUAUCACUUCUUAUAUAUCUAUCUCAAUCGCAUCAUCUACUGAUAAAUCACACAAAUUAGAAUACUUAGCCAAUUCUUUAGCUGAGAAAAUCGAUGAAUAUUGCGAUUCACAUUUCAAAGAGAACACAUCUGUUACGUCUCACACAGUUAUUUCAGAUAAUAAUUUAGAAAGUGAUCCAAUAUAUACGAAAGUAAAUAAAAAGAAAACUUUUGCAGAUAUAAGAAGAGAUUCGUUUUUGAGCAAAAGUGGUAGUAUUUUUAAAGAAGUUUGCAAAAAAGAGAAUAAAGAAAUAUACUCUUGCAAUAGUUCUUACUUAGAUAACGAUAAAAUUUCUAUAAAAAGUAACGGCACAUCGAUUAACAACAUAACGACUGAACCCUUUGUAACAACAUUAAUUGAAAAUCAGUAUUAUUCACUCCCUGAUAUAAAUAUCAGUAAAUGUUUGAGAAAAUCUGAGCGAAUAGAUGCACAACUGAGAGAAGAGGAUCCGGAAGACGUACCUUGUGAAAAUACAUAUGAAAUAGCUCAAUCUCAUUUUCGAGAAAUAUUAUCAUCUAAAGGAAAUCAAAACUAUGGUCAGCUAAAUAAAACACAGUCCGCACGAGAAAAUAACGUCAAUUCAAAAAGUGUAUAUCUACCAGAAUAUACGGAGCCUCAUGUCAUUCAAAGCUUUGCAAAACUUGAAGACGAUUUAAAAUCUAUUAUUACCGUUGAUAGCUCGAACGCUGACGACAAAUACGGUCAUUAUUAUAGUUCAGAUACUCAUCAAAACGAGCGAGAAAUUAAUGAAAUAGAAGGAACAAUUCGCAAUAAUAAAUUAAUCACAAAAUCAGAGAGUUUAAAAAUAACUAAUUCAGUUUACAGACCGGAGGUAAAAGUUAUCAAGUCUUUGUCCAACGAUAAUAUUACAAAAACUAUACAUGAAAAGAAAGGACGUAUUGGUAUCAAAAAACAUUAUUCACUCAGACAACGAGAUCCUGCUGACGAUGAUCUGCGGCGUAUUCCAAGUCCAAGUACUGUAGAACAUAUUAUUCAUAAGCAAGCAAACGAGUUAACCAUAAAUAAAUGUUCUUAUACCGAAGAGACUAAAACUCAUUCGUUACUGUCUCGGGUACAGUCGUUUAAAACAUCAGCAGAAUCCAAUAUAGCUUUAGUACCACUAAGUGGUCAUCAAACUAUAGUAAUCAACCCGCCACUUGAUCAAAAUUUAAAUAACCAUCAGAAACAAAUUAUUGAAAAGGCACAAGAAGCACAGUCCAAUAAUAUCAUACAUUCGUCUACGAGAGAGAUUUUAAAACUCGAGUCAGUUAAAAAGACACAAGACUCAAUAACUGAUAAAAAUAAACAAAUUAAUAAGACUUUGAAUGAUAACAGCGGUGUGGACACUUCCAGUUUUCACACUCCUAAGGAUCCAUUUAUAACAAUCAAACUGAACAGAGUGGUAAAAACUACUUUGCCAACAUUUAAAAAAGUGACAACGGAUAAUAUUCCAUAUUCUCAGAAUAAAUACGAAAAACCUCCACCAAAAUUAAUUAUUAAAGAUAGUAAGGAAAUACAAGAUAUACAAAGGAUAAACACUAAUAUGACUCGUCCUCAAAUCUUACAAGUAAUUGAUUCUAAAAACAAUAAACAAAAUAACAACAUGGAGAAAAAUAAUAAUACAGAUAAAAAAAUUGAAACAAAUAAAUUGGAAACAAAUUCCGAUAAAGGAGAAAAUCUGGAUUUCAAAGGUGAAUCCAAUGUGAAAGAAAAAUUAAAUAAUGCUAUAAAAACUGACAUAGAAUAUCAAGAAAAACUUAAUUCGGUAAAAAGUUACUGGUCAAAACUUAUAGAACAAAAAGCACAUUCGAAAGAAGAACUCAAACAAGAAAUUAAACAAAGACAGGACGUUUGCACUAAUGAUUAUAACGGUACCAUUGAACAAAAUAAUAACGAUGAAAUUAAAUCACAGGAAGAUAUGAAAACUGACGAAAACGAAACCACAGAAUUAUCAGUGGGGAGUAUUAUCAAGUCACUAGAAAGCGUCAAAAUUGUAGACAGUAUAAGAAAAAUAAGUCAAACCAAAUUGCAACUUUGGAAAGACGAAACAGAAAAGGUCAAAAGUGAUUCAGAAAUAGAAGAAACGACGUUGGAGAAAAUAGAAAGAAAACCAGAAGAUAUUGUAUAUGAAAAACCUAAGACCAAGAAAACAGAAUUAGAGUGUAGAGAUACACCUGAAAUUGAAAUUGUGGAACUCACGAAUGAAGACAAUCAGAACCAAAAAACUCAAGCUACAUUAAUCAAAGCAAAGGGUUACGAAAGAGGAUGCGAUGAGUUUGAUCAUGUUCGAUACAAAGUUAUGAAAUCAGAAUUGUUUAAAAAUAGUAUGAUUGCCAACUAUCGCAAAGAGGCACAAUUCGAUGGAUUACUGCAAUAUCUACAAGACUACAGUUUUCAAGAACUUUUGGUAAAUAACAAUAUCGUCAUAAUUGAACCUGUUAGAACUAAGAUCGAACCAGCACCCAGAAAGAACAACAAUACAGAAACCUGCAAAAUAUCACCAAAUUUAUUAAAGAAAAAUGAGAGUAACUUGGGGCACGUAGACAGGUCAAAAAACGCAAUACGCAGACAUUUCUUUUACCACCCCAUCCGAGUAAACAAAGAAAUAAUAGAAGAAGAACUUCCUAAUCCUGACACCGUAAAAAAAGUCAGGAACCUUUUCGAAGAUACUUUGAAAAUGAAAUCUCCUAUGGGUCAAACUGAUCCACCGUUAAUAGACGAGUCUCUUGGAUUGACCAGACGAGCUACCUCUUAUAGAAACCUGAAUGAGGAAUCAAAAGGAAAUAAGAUCGGAGGAAGGAAAAAAGUCAUAAGACAGUUGACUAUUGAUACAAAUUAUGGUCAUAAAAAAUGGGAUAAUGCUAGUUUGUCAAGUGGAGUAUCUAGCGGAGACCUCAGUUCUAAUAAUGAUUAUGAAACAGAAGGUUUAAGUCCAUACUCUAAUAAACAUUUAAAAGAUAAUGUAUAUAGUUCAAGUGACGAAUACCUCUGUGAUUCAAUGAGUCAAGACUUUUGUUGUGAAAGUCAAUAUGUUAGUCCAGACAUCUUGAAGAAAAUAAGAGAUUGUGGUACAUCCAUUACUUACUAUGGCGGCAAAGUUUUAAAUUCUAAGCCUGGUUCUACGGUCAGCCCCAUGACUAAAGCUAUAAUGGAGGAAAUAAAAAGCUUACAGAAAAAUUGUAGUCGGGACUGCUACUCAUGUCAGACGAAAUGUCGUGGAAACAAAUGCUCAUGUCUGGUUGCAGAUAAACAUAAACAAAAGCUGUCAGAAAAACAAAAAACCAGUCUUCCAACUGAAUCAAUAAAGCAAAAUCAAGAUAACAAAAAUACAGAUGCAUUCCCGGGAUUCAAAUUUAAGUUAGUAAAGUCAAACAGUUGUAGCAGUCGGCUUGAAUUAACAGGUACAGACGAUACCAAAAAUCUUUGUAACAAGUUCAAGAAUCAGCAAUCUAAACUAGAAGAUCCUCCUCUAGUUUAUGAUGAUGAAAAUUCUGUGAAAAACAAAAUUUGCAGACUUGAAAGUUACAAUAAAGGUAUUGUAAAAACACCGUUUGAAAAUAAAGAUAACGAAGACAAGAAGCCAGUCAAAAUUAUAAUAGAUGUUAAAAGGAAUACCGACUUUAAUUCUAAGAAGAAUGAAAUGCCUACACAAAAAUUGAUAGCAACCGUAAAGCCCACAGAGGAAAACGUUGAAAAAUUAUCAGCACAAGAUGACAGUGAACAAAAAACUUUAUCAGAAAAAUCGAAUGAUAGUAUCACAUUCGAGAAGAAAUUCUACUACGUUAACGACAACUUGGAGCAAAGCAAAACCACAACAGGCAAAUUUGGAGAAAUGGUGUUCGAAGAAUUCGAGGUUUUAGAAUCAUGUUACGAUAGUCUAAGUAGCAAUAAGUCUUUAAAAUAAUGACUCCUUGAUGUUACUAUAAGCUUUGCUUACGUAAAUUGUGAUCUGUAUUCUAAUAAAGCUAUUAAAUUAUUGCUAGAUAAUAUAGUACCUAAUAUUAUGAUUAGCAAUCAUGUAUCUAAUUAUAUUAAGUAUUGUACGUACAGAGCUGUAACAUUCCAAAUCGAAAAUAACUGUAGCGUGGUGACGGUCUCUUAACCUUUGUAUGAAAUAUAAUUUGUUAAAGUUU
Molecule: messenger RNA, 6030 nt
Organism: Plodia interpunctella (Indianmeal moth)
Lineage: Eukaryota; Metazoa; Arthropoda; Insecta; Lepidoptera; Pyralidae
Gene: jv
Product: javelin
Exons: 3
Coding region: 291-5801 (1836 amino acids)
Source: RefSeq, a predicted model, not a curated record